Molecule: messenger RNA, 2179 nt
Organism: Asparagus officinalis (garden asparagus)
Lineage: Eukaryota; Viridiplantae; Streptophyta; Magnoliopsida; Asparagales; Asparagaceae
Product: heterogeneous nuclear ribonucleoprotein 1-like
Exons: 4
Coding region: 227-1645 (472 amino acids)
Molecular function (GO): RNA binding
Source: RefSeq, a predicted model, not a curated record
AUAUAUGGCUUCCGCUUCCUUUCCUCUCUCUUCUUUUUUUAUUGAAAAUCCACCGUAAUUGAAGGGAAAUUCAACCAAAAUUCACAUAAAAUCAAAUAUUUAAAUAGAAAAAGGAAGGAGAAAGGAGAGGCGAGGAGAAGAAGAACAAGGCUCUUCCUCUUCUCGAUGCCAACUCUCUGAUUCCCUCCAACUUGCAUCUGAACCGUCUCAGAUCUUGCUUAAGAGGAUGGAGUCGGAUCUCGGCAAGCUCUUUAUUGGAGGGAUUUCAUGGGACACGACUGAGGAAAGGCUCCGUGAGUACUUCCAGGGCUUUGGUGAAGUUGUGGAGGCUGUCAUAAUGAAGGAUCGAACCACCGGCCGUGCUCGUGGCUUCGGAUUCAUUGUGUUCGCCGACCCUUUAGUUGCUGAGAGAGUGGUUAUGGAGAAGCAUUUGAUCGAUGGCCGGAUGGUGGAAGCUAAGAAGGCUGUUCCUAGGGAUGAUCAAACUAUUGUCAAUAGGAGCAGCAACAGUAGCAUUCAUGGUUCACCCGGUCCUACUCGCACAAAAAAGAUCUUCGUCGGAGGCCUGGCUUCCACUGUCACCGACACCGACUUCAAAAUGUACUUUGAACAGUUUGGACCUAUCACUGAUGUUGUCGUUAUGUAUGAUCACAACACUCAGAGGCCAAGGGGAUUCGGGUUCAUCACUUAUGAAUCAGAAGACUCAGUUGACAAGGUUUUGAUUAAAACCUUCCAUGAGCUCAAUGGUAAGAUGGUGGAGGUUAAGAAAGCUGUACCCAAGGAGCUCUCUCCUGGCCCGAACAUUCGUUCACCUAUUGGAGGGUAUAAUUAUGGCAUGAAUAGGAUCAAUAGCUUUCUCAAUAGUUAUACCCAAGGAUUUAACCCUAGCUCUAUUGGUGGCUAUGGAAUGAGGAUGGAUGCUAGAUUCGGACCUAUAGCUAGUGGACGAACUGGGUUCCCUUCCUUUAAUCCUGGUUAUGGAAUUGGAGUGAACUUUGAAUCUGGAAUGAGCCCGACUUAUGGAGGGAACACAAAUUUCAUUAGCAGCGUUAGUUAUGGACGGGCACUGAGCCCUUAUUACAGUGGGAGUUCCAGCAGAUUUAGUAACCCUAUUGGAUAUGGUGGAGGUAGCGGGAGUCCUGGAUCGGUUCUUAAUUCAUCAGCUCGUAAUUUAUGGGGGAAUGGAAGCCUAAACUAUACUGCCAACUCUUCAAAUUCAAAUUCAUACUUGGCCGCUGGAGGUGCGAACAUUGGAGGAUUUGGUAAUAGCAGCCUCAAUUGGGGAGGUUCCUCUUCUCCUGUAUCUGCACCUACCAGUGGUAGCAUUGGCUAUGGAGCUGGGGAGAAUAGUUUCAGUAUCAGUGCCAGCAAUUAUGGAAGGAACAACGGAGCAGGAGGUUCUGCUAAUACUUCCUUUACUGCAUUAAGCAAUGGAUAUGAAGGGAAUUAUUCAGAUUCAUAUGGGAGUGCUUCAAUUUAUGGAGACCCAACUUGGCGUUCUGCAACAUCUGAUCUUGAUGGAUCUAGUCCAUUUGGAUACGGGCUCGGCAAUGCAGCUCCUGAUGUCACUGCCAAGAGCUCAGCUGGUUAUGUUGGUGGUUAUAAUGUUGCCAGUAGACAGCCAAAUGGAGGAAUUGCUGCCUGAGGAGGACGCCAUUCUUUCAAAGUAUAAUAGAGGUGAAGAAUCCAGUGGAACAAGGUGCACGACUGUGAAUUCAUAUAUCUCGUGAAUAUAUAUGGGGUUAGUAAAUAAUCUAGAGCUAACCAGUGAGUUGAUUCCAUAAAAAUUCAAAUUUAGAAAAAAAAUUCAAAAUAUUAUAGGAUUUUGUGUAUGGUUGAGAUUUCAGUUUUUAGUACCUACAUCAAGUUUAGGUUUGUUGGUAUUUCGAAGUGUGGUUCAGAUGUAAGAUUUCCGAACUAUAUUCAGAAGAGUGUUCAGAUUGUGCCGGCAGUGAGCCAAAUAGACUUCUACUCUUAUCUUUUUUUUUCCCUUUCUUCUUCCCUUUUUUACCAAAAUUUGCUGUAAUAUCUGGCAUUGUUUCAGGUAUGUUCAUUUUCUUUGGUUUAAAAUUUUACAUCAGAUGUAUUGGAGACAUUUGAUUUUACUAGUGUGAAAUUAUUGGGAAUCCAUUUGGCUCCCAAGAAUAAGGUUAUAUUGAAUAUUAUCAUUUAAUUUAUC